Messenger RNA from Ananas comosus (pineapple), 1572 nucleotides. RefSeq names its product DAR GTPase 3, chloroplastic. The record is from RefSeq and is a predicted model, not a curated record. The transcript has 11 exons. Gene Ontology annotation, molecular function: GTP binding; GTPase activity. Lineage: Eukaryota; Viridiplantae; Streptophyta; Magnoliopsida; Poales; Bromeliaceae. Bases 1 to 1323 code for a protein of 440 amino acids. Gene Ontology annotation, cellular component: mitochondrion.
AUGACGACGUCGAUGAUGAUUAGUACUAGUAGUCGGUAUCAGUUCAGAUUAUCACUGGAAGCUGUGUUUCUUGCGAAAGCGAUUAUUGUUUAUAAUUUGGACAACUCUAAUCAAACAGCACUUUUGCAGAUACAGCAGGGUGUCUCCAUACAUUUUUACCGGAUUAGGUCACGUGUGCGUCUCCAUUUUCACCUCCACCUCUCUCUCUCUCGAGCUCUCGAGCUCGUCUCCAAUGGCUUCUUCUCUAUCCCCUCCUCUUCCCCUUUCUCCUCCGCGCCCGCGCUUUGCCUCAUUAACGAUCUCCACGAAGCGGCGCCUCCUCCUCCCCGACUCUUCGUCCCCAACGCGAUUGCAGGUGGAACAACACUUACUUGGUCUCAGAAAGAAAAGAUCAAUCUUGCUAACGAUAGCCGUGAAGGACUCUGGGAAGAGUGUGACUGGCAAAAUUUGGAUGCUGAUUUACACUACUGGACUAGGCCCCUGCGCCCUGUGCAGUGGUAUCCUGGCCAUAUUGCAAAAACAGAAAAAGAACUAAAAGAACAAUUGAAGCUAAUGGAUGUUGUCAUCGAGGUUCGGGAUGCCAGAAUCCCCUUGGCGACGAGCCAUCCUCAGAUGGAUUCGUGGCUAGGCAAUCGGAAAAAGAUUCUAGUUUUGAAUAGAGAAGACAUGGUAUCUAGCGCUGAUAGAAAUGCAUGGGCUGCAUUCUUUGCAAAGCAGGGGAUUAAAGUUGUCUUUGCUAAUGGGCAGCUUGGAAUGGGUACAAUGAAACUUGGAAGGCUUGCAAAAUCACUAGCAACUGUUGUGAAUACUAAACGGAGAGCUAAGGGACUCCUCCCUCGUCCAGUCCGAGCUGGAAUUGUUGGAUAUCCGAAUGUGGGCAAAUCUUCCCUAAUUAAUCGCUUAUUAAAGCGCCGAAUGUGUCCAGCAGCUUCUAGACCUGGUGUCACAAGAGAACUUAAGUGGGUCCGUUUUGGGAAGGAUCUAGAAUUGCUGGACUCUCCUGGAAUGUUGCCAAUGCGAAUCAGCGACCAGACAGCUGCGAUCAAGCUUGCGAUAUGUGACGAUAUCGGAGAGAGAUCAUAUGAUGUUGCUGAUGUGACGGCCAUUCUUGUGCAGAUGUUGGCAAGGAUUCCUACUGUAGGUUCAGAAGCUCUUUGCAGCCGCUACAGAAUUGAUGUAGAUGGUCGCUGCGGUAAAACAUUUAUUGAGAAGCUUUCUCUUCAACUAUUCAAUGGAGAUGUUAGCCAAGCAGCUUUUCGCGUAUUGACGGACUUCAGGAAAGGGAAAUUCGGUUGCGUUGCUCUUGAGAGGCCUCCUAGGUGAAAGGCGCAAAUGGUAGUCGGUUUACACUUCACUUAUAGCACCAGGCGAAAAUUCAUGCACAUCGAAUGAAAGAUUAGAUAUAUUUAUAUAAAUCAUAUUGUAUGAUUGUUUAAAAGUGUGACAAAUGUGUAAAUGAUGGCGAAAAGCUUGCCUUACUGUAGAAGCUCUUUUUUUUUCUUUUUUUUUUCCUGUAAAGGAACUUAUCCGCAAAAAGAAGAAAAUGGUUUUUAUUCUUCGGUGUUGAUCACA